AUGACGGAAGUCAGUGAAUCCAAAAUCUUAGGGCACUUGUCCACUGCAGCGCACGCUUCGAUUGAUGACACUUUCCCAUGGGCUGCCAGCGAGAAAAUCGAUCAUGAAGCCGUGGUGGGAACCAUCAAGUCUCUCAUGGCCGAUGAAUUUGUCAAAGUCGACAACUUGUCAACUAGUUUCUACAGUUUGACGGGAGAGGGCGAAACGAUUUUGGCAGAAGGGUCCCAGGAAUACAAAGUUCUAAAGGCUCUGGAAGACGCUCCUCUGUCGUUGAAAGAUCUAGAAGCCAAAGUUGGAAAAAAUAUUGCCAAGAUUGGAAUGGGAAACUGCAUGAAGAAGAAAUGGAUCAAGAAGGAUGGUGGGAACUUGCUUGCCUUGAAAAAGAGUUCAGAAGUUAGUGACGAAGUUCAAGAUAUGUUGAAGAAGCUAAAGGCUGCUGACUUUGCUAAAGAUGCUAUCUCAGAUAAGGAAUUCAAAGACUUAAAGAAAAGAAAAAUGGCCAACUUGGUCACCCGAAAGUCCUUCAAGGUCGAACGGGGACCGAAGUAUGCUCCACAACGUGUCAAGAAGUCGGCUGAUUUGACCAAGGAAAUGUUGGAAUCUGGUGCUUGGAAAACUGCUGAAUUCAAGCCAUACAAUUUCUUGACGCUGGGAGAAAAGGUCGGUGGAGGAUACCUUCAUCCGUUGCUGAAGGUUCGCGCCGAAUUUAGAAAGAUCCUGAUGGAAAUGGGAUUCCACGAAAUGCCAACCAACAAGUGGGUGGAAUCUUCCUUUUGGAAUUUUGAUUCGCUCUUUCAACCCCAAUCCCACCCUGCCCGUGACGCUCACGAUACCUUUUUCAUCAAGGAACCUGGUGCCACUGUCAGUGUACCAGAAGAAUAUUACGAGCGAGUAAAGAAAAUGCACGAGGUUGGAGGAGCUGGGUCUAUCGGAUACCGCUAUGAUUUCAAAAAGGAGGAAGCUUUCAAGAACUUGCUGCGAACGCAUACUACUGCUGUUUCAUCGCAAAUGCUGUACAAGCUAGCCAACCAACCAGGGGGCUUCAAGCCAGCUAGAUAUUAUUCAAUUGAUCGUGUCUUUCGUAAUGAGACUAUGGAUGCUACACACUUGUGUGAAUUCCACCAAGUGGAAGGAUUGGUUGCCGACUACGACCUUUCUUUGGGAGACUUGAUUGGAACUAUUGAAACAUUUUUCAAGAAGAUCGGUAUCACCCAACUUCGUUUCAAGCCUGCCUUCAACCCUUACACAGAACCCUCGAUGGAAAUUUUUGGAUACCAUCCCGACUUGAAGAAGUGGACUGAAAUUGGAAACUCUGGAAUGUUCCGUCCAGAGAUGUUGGCUCCCAUGGGAUUGCCCGAAAAUGUCCGAGUUAUUGCCUGGGGUCUCUCGCUGGAACGACCCACAAUGAUUAAAUACAGGAUCAAGAACAUUCGUGACCUCUUUGGACACAAGGUUGAAAUGGCCCGUACUCGAACCGCUCCUAUCUGUAGGUUCGAUGCCGUCGAAUAA
Messenger RNA from Cylindrotheca closterium, 1509 nucleotides. NCBI's taxonomy places the organism in Eukaryota, Bacillariophyta, Bacillariophyceae, Bacillariales, Bacillariaceae. The record is from the annotation of a GenBank genome assembly.